Messenger RNA from Rhinichthys klamathensis goyatoka, 923 nucleotides. It is a transcript of the gene cenpk, whose product is annotated as centromere protein K. Gene Ontology annotation, biological process: kinetochore assembly; mitotic sister chromatid segregation. The record is from RefSeq and is a predicted model, not a curated record. The transcript has 10 exons. Bases 113 to 922 code for a protein of 269 amino acids. NCBI's taxonomy places the organism in Eukaryota, Metazoa, Chordata, Actinopteri, Cypriniformes, Leuciscidae. Gene Ontology annotation, cellular component: nucleus.
GUAUGACGCCAGCGUUACGUCAUGACGUUGUUGCUGGCGGAAUUUUUGUUUUGGGAGUUUUGUUUAGUGCCAAACUUGGGUCUGUUGAAGUCGCUUAAAAGAAACACGAUAUAUGAGCCCAGCACCAUCAAAGCAAACCGAAAUGGAGCAGUCCUCUCCGUCUUCAGAUGACGCAGGAUGUAUGGCUGCAAAAGCAGUGUUGUUAGAGGACUGUGAGCAGCAGUUUGGACUGCUACAGAAGCUUCAAAAUGAGAUCAUUUUGGCUGACACAGAGGCGGAUGAUGAGGCAGUGAAUCGCCUGAUUGCAAUCACAUCUGAGCUUGAGCAGUGGCAGGAAAUGGAACCAAAAUUGCUGACAACAAAUCCUGAAGUCUUAGUAGCUGUUGGAAAAGAAGAGUUGCAAAGACUCAACUGUCAGCUUAAAAUGGUCCUGUCAUACUCACAAGCAAAGUUGGAUGCCCAGAAAAAGAUUUUGAAAAGGGAGCAGACAUGGCAAGCUGAGAAGAAAGAAGCAUUGAAUGCAGUGUCUGAGAAAAUCACCAGAUUACGACAUGAAAAUGAGAAAUCAGAGCACAGUAUUUUGCAGGAUAUGAAGAGAAAAAUUAACAAUCUAAAGGACUAUCAUAGCAGUCUGAUGGAAAUGCUGAGCGACAUGUUAGCUGAGCACUUCCCACUUCCUGAUCCCCUAGGAAACGGCACAAAGAAAAAAAGAGCUGCUGCAUAUGAUGCAGAGAUUAACCUGAUUUCACUGAGCGAGAUUAUCGAGAGAUUGACCAAUAAAACAUUAGAAACUCCACAUGACCCUUAUGUGACUACUGAUGACACUUUCUGGCCCCCGUACACAGAGAUGCUUCUUCGCAAUGCCAUUGCAAUACGACAUCCAGAAGAUUGCAAUAAAAUCCGUCUGGAAAUGUUUUUUUAAA